GGAGCAAGCAGUAGCGGGCGACAGAGCUGGAAUAAAGGGAGCUAGUGGUAAAGGUUGCUGAUGGAGGGGUGGCGAAAGGGGUAGAGGGCAGGGGGCGGCCCCUACACUGAAGGCUGCUCGGAGGUCCCGGCUGGCCCUUCGGAGGUCUGCUCUUGUGUUGGUCCCACAAUUCCCUGGCUACGCGUGACUAGGGUUUAUUAGACAGAGUUGUGGUGUUCAGAGGGUCAGCAAUCAUUGCUUCGGUUCGAGUUUCAGACUUGCCUCCAGUAUUGGGACCCAGGGGGAGGUAGAUUCCGUGUUUGAGAUGCCAAGGGAAUCUGUCUUUUGAUUCAGGGUUCAUCACUUAAAGGUUAGUUUUAGGAUUCAAAUUCAGCAUAUAGGGGGUUUUUGCUUGGACUUGGGAUUCACCAGAUACGUUAUAUUUAGGAUUCCUUCUUAGGAUUGCAGUUAAGUAUGUGGGGCUCACUCAGGAUUUGAGAUUCAGUAUUCAGGGUUCACUGUUGGGAGCUGGGGCUUAACAUCUGUAGCAUAAGAAUGGAACAGUUGGGAAUCAGCGGGUUUGGGGUCUAAGGUCUACUGCUGAGUUUCUGAGUUUGCUGAAUGUGUUUAUGGCCAGAAGGAAGUCUGAUGGAUCAAAUUAUGGGGUGUGGAUUUCAGGACUUAUCAGAAAUCACUGUGGGAUUUUAAGGCUGGUUGGAAUCUGGGUUGGGGUUUCAGAUGUAUGGGAUUUGUGAGAUGUGUCCAAGGAGGGACUCUAUUGAAUUUCGGAUUUACAUCCUGUGAGAGGGCUAAGUGUUGCUAUUCGGGGUUUGGGGUUUGCUUGGGAUAUGAGUGGGGUUCUUGGGCUGGGGUGUGAGAUCUAAGCCGGAUUUCUCUGUUGGGAUUUGAAGUUUAGGUAGCAGUUGCCAUCAUGCUCAAAGCUGUGAUCCUGAUUGGAGGCCCUCAAAAGGGGACCCGCUUUAGGCCUUUGUCUUUUGAGGUGCCCAAACCCCUGUUUCCAGUAGCGGGGGUCCCUAUGAUCCAGCAUCACAUUGAGGCCUGUGCCCAGGUCCCUGGGAUGCAGGAGAUUCUGCUCAUUGGCUUCUACCAGCCUGACGAGGCCCUUACCCGAUUUCUAGAGGCUGCCCAGCAGGAGUUUAACCUCCCCAUCAGGUACCUGCAGGAAUUUGUGCCCCUGGGCACAGGAGGUGGUCUCUACCAUUUCCGGGACCAGAUCCUGGCCGGGGGCCCCGAGGCCUUCUUUGUGCUCAACGCUGAUGUCUGCUCCGACUUCCCCUUGACUGCUAUGUUGGAUUCCUAUAGACACCAGCCUCACCCUUUCUUGCUCCUUGGCACCACGGCUAACAGGACACAGUCCCUCAACUACGGCUGUAUUGUAGAGAAUCCACAGACACAUGAGGUCCUGCACUAUGUGGAGAAACCCAGCACCUUUGUUAGUGACAUCAUCAACUGUGGCAUCUACCUCUUCUCCCCGGAAGCCCUGAAGCCCCUUCGGGAUGUCUUCCAGCGUAACCAGCAGGAUGGGCAACUGGAGGACUCCUCAGGCCUGUGGCCAGGGGCAGGCACCAUCCGCCUAGAGCAGGACGUGUUCUCCGCCCUGGCUGGGCAGGGCCAGAUCUAUGUGCACCUCACUGAUGGUAUCUGGAGUCAGAUCAAGUCCGCAGGCUCAGCCCUCUAUGCCUCCCGCCUCUACCUGGGUCAGUACCAGCUCACUCACCCAGAACGCCUGGCCAAGCACACUCCUGGGGGUCCACGAAUCCGAGGAAACGUUUACAUCCACCCCACAGCUAAGGUGGCCCCAUCAGCCGUGCUGGGCCCCAAUGUCUCCAUCGGGGAGGGGGUAACCGUGGGCGAGGGUGUGCGGCUCCGCGAGAGCAUUGUUCUCCAUGGGGCCACACUGCAGGAGCACACGUGUGUCCUGCACACCAUUGUGGGCUGGGGGAGCACUGUGGGGCGCUGGGCCCGUGUGGAGGGUACUCCCAAUGACCCCAAUCCCAACGACCCCCGAGCGCACAUGGACAGUGAGAGCCUCUUCAAGGACGGGAAGCUGCUGCCUGCCAUCACCAUCCUAGGCUGCCGCGUCCGGAUCCCUGCUGAGGUGCUCAUCCUGAACUCGAUUGUUCUGCCACACAAGGAGCUGAGCCGCAGCUUCACCAACCAGAUCAUCCUCUGAGGGGGACUCCCAGAAGGCACACCCCCCCCCCAACUCCCAACUCCUACCUGCUCCCCUUGAGGCUCCUUCCUGCAGGGCCGGCCUCUGUCCAAAAGGACCAGAGGAAGGCAGGCAGGAUCUUCACGUGCCAGGCGCAACGUGGGUGGCUGGGGGACUCCUGGCCUCCCUCUUCAGUCCCUAAUAAACCCGGGUGGACCUUGGAGCCAG
This is a messenger RNA of Enhydra lutris kenyoni (northern sea otter), 2380 nucleotides long. RefSeq names its product GDP-mannose pyrophosphorylase A (gene GMPPA). The record is from RefSeq and is a predicted model, not a curated record. Gene Ontology annotation, biological process: biosynthetic process. Gene Ontology annotation, molecular function: transferase activity. The transcript has 12 exons. Bases 911 to 2173 code for a protein of 420 amino acids. NCBI's taxonomy places the organism in Eukaryota, Metazoa, Chordata, Mammalia, Carnivora, Mustelidae. Gene Ontology annotation, cellular component: cytoplasm.